Messenger RNA from Drosophila willistoni, 799 nucleotides. It is a transcript of the gene mad2, whose product is annotated as mitotic spindle assembly checkpoint protein MAD2A. Gene Ontology annotation, cellular component: kinetochore; nucleoplasm; cytoplasm. Gene Ontology annotation, biological process: mitotic spindle assembly checkpoint signaling. Lineage: Eukaryota; Metazoa; Arthropoda; Insecta; Diptera; Drosophilidae. The record is from RefSeq and is a predicted model, not a curated record. Bases 108 to 737 code for a protein of 209 amino acids. The transcript has 3 exons.
UGUAAAAAAUAUACGACUCUGGCCACAAUAGACCCGGGUCUGCUUUAAAAAAAAUUUACGUUUUUCAAAAAAGCUAUCAAAAGAAUUAGUGAUUGUAACCAUUUAAAAUGUCGACAGCUCAGGCUAGCAAAAAUUGUAUCACACUCAAAGGAUCUGCUCAGAUUAUAGUAGAGUAUCUAAAAUAUGGCAUAAAUUCAAUAUUAUUUCAACGUGGAAUCUAUCCAGCGGAGAAUUUUAGUACUUCUCAACAAUAUGGUUUAACGAUUCUCAUGUCAAAAGAUGAAAAAAUCAUAACAUUCUUACAAAAUGUUUUAACCCAAACAGAAGAAUGGCUAUCCAAGAACAUGACCAAUAAAAUCUCCAUGGUGAUCACCAAUGCCCAUACCAAAGAGGUGCUCGAAUGUUGGGAGUUCAAAAUGCAAGCCGAACUGGGCGAUGGUAAGGAUUCAUCUGGUGAUCCAAUGAAAACAACCUCGUCGAAGGAAUUAGCACGCAUUCAAAAUGAAAUUCGUGAUGUUAUGCGCCAGAUAUCAGCUACAGUUAGCUAUUUGCCAUUACUCGAUUGUAUUUGCGCCUUCGAUGUGAUGAUCCAUACACUGGAGAACACGGAGAUACCCAAGGAGUGGGAUGAAACCGGCGAAGUGUCCAUACAAAAUGCUCAAGCUGUUAAAUUGCGCUCCUUCUCAACCGGUCUGCACAAAGUGGAGACCGUGGUCAAUUAUAAAAUGACCUCUUAAACUAGCUGAAAAUAUCAUUUUAAUAUACUUAUAUAUAAAUAUUUAUUCCAUUAUGUUUUUAC